This is a messenger RNA of Jaculus jaculus (lesser Egyptian jerboa), 747 nucleotides long. Its product is annotated as putative olfactory receptor 8G3 pseudogene. The coding region runs from base 1 to 747 and encodes 248 amino acids. Gene Ontology annotation, molecular function: odorant binding; olfactory receptor activity. The record is from RefSeq and is a predicted model, not a curated record. Gene Ontology annotation, cellular component: membrane. The transcript has a single exon. Gene Ontology annotation, biological process: sensory perception of smell; G protein-coupled receptor signaling pathway. Lineage: Eukaryota; Metazoa; Chordata; Mammalia; Rodentia; Dipodidae.
AUGGUGGGGAAUCUAAGCGUGAUCACUCUGAUCCUGCUCAGUUCCCAACUGUACACCCACAUUUACUUUCUCCUCAGCAAUCUGUCAUUCAUUCACCUCUGUCAUUCAACCAUCAUUACUCCCAAAAUACUGGUGAAUUUCCUGACCAACAAGAAUGUCAUCUUGUAUCCUGAAUGCAUGACUCAGCUCAUCUUCUCUCUGUUUGCUAUUGAAGAGUGUCACAUGCUGGCUGUAAUGGCAUAUGACUGUCAUGUUGCCAACUGCACCCCUUUGCGUUAUGUCAGAAUGUCUCAUCACCUCUGCUUGGGGCUCAUAGUGGUAGUUUAUACCUUGGGUUUCAUCAGGUCAUCCAUUCAUAGAAGUUUAAUGUUGAAAAUUCUUUUGUGCAAGACUAAAGUGAUUACCCAUUAUUUCUGUGAUCUCUUUCCACUCUUGGAGCUGUCCUCCUCCAAGGUCUACAUCAAUGAAUUCCUUGCUCUGUUCCUAAGCGCAUUAAGCAGCCUGACUCCUACAUUAACCAUCCUUACAUCCUACAUCUUCAUCGUUGCCAGCAUCCCCUACAUUAAAUCCACUGAGGGCAAGUUCAAAACCUUUAGCACCUUCAGCUCCCACACUUUGCUGUUUCCAUCUUAUUUGGUUCAGCUGCAUUCAUGUAUCCAACCAUCAUCAGUUAACUCCAUGAACCAAGAGAAACUAUCAUUUGUCUUGUAUACCACUGUUUUGUGCAUGUUGAACCCCAUGAUCUAA